Molecule: messenger RNA, 1530 nt
Organism: Leptosia nina
Lineage: Eukaryota; Metazoa; Arthropoda; Insecta; Lepidoptera; Pieridae
Source: the annotation of a GenBank genome assembly
AUGUUCGUCCUUCUAUUAGGGGCUGCUGUGGUUUUAUUAUGUAUUUAUGAAUUCCUCAAACGACACUCUCGUGAUUGGAAGUUGUUGAAGCAGUAUCCAGGAGACUAUCCUCUGCCGAUUGUUGGAAACGGAUUGCAAUUGGGAUUUGAUGCUGAUGAUUCUUCGCACAAAUUGAUGGAGCUAUGGAAGAAACAUGGGAGAAAUAAUUUUCGCAUGACAGUUGGAUCUGAAGAAUGGGUCCUCUUGUCUAACCCAGAUGAUGUAGCUACCAUCCUUAAUCACCCAACAGAACUGGGAAAGCAGAUAGAAAGAAAUUCAGCAAUGAGGCCAUUUUUCGGAAACUCAGUCUCAACGUCAGAAGGUGAACAAUGGAAGACGAUACGAAAGUUGAUGGCACCAAGUUUUCAAUUCAAAACCCUAGAGAAGAGAGUUGAGCACGUAAAUAAAUACUGCGAUCGUUUGUUUGAGCUUUUCGACGAUCAAGAUAAUAAUGUUGUUGAUAUGUAUCGCUAUCUGAGGCCAUUCAUGUUCGAUAUACUGUGCAAUUCACUAAUGGGCGUAGACAGUGAUCUACUACAUGAUUUAGACCAUCCUUAUCUACAAGCUAGUGACAAAGUCGUUAACAUUAUAACAGAAAAUUACUUUUCCUAUUGGAGAAAUAUAAAAUAUAUUUUCCAAUUAACUCCAUUCUACAAGGAAAUGAUGGACGCUAUUCAGACCAUGAGAACCACUAGUACCAAUAUUAUUAGCGAAAGGAAAGGGAAACUAGAGAAAAUAAUAGAAGACACAAAAAACAACAAUAAACAUGUCGACAUGGAUUUGGAGGAAUUAUUAGAGAACAAAGUUUCAACAGAUAUGUGCUUGUUAGAUAAGUUCCUUUUGAGCAAACUUCAUAAUGGGGACCCUCUCCCCGAACAUAUGAUAAACGAUGAAGUAACACUAGUUUGCUGGACUGGUCACUACACAACCACAAUGACGAUGGCACACACGCUAUAUUGCUUGGCAAAGCAUCCCGAAGUGCAAGCAAGAGCUUUAGAGGAACAAAAAUCUAUAUUCAACAAAGACAUACAUAAAAGACCAACAAAUCAAGAUUUGACCGAAAUGAAAUAUCUAGAAGCGGUUAUUAAAGAGAGUAUCCGUGUUAUUCCUACUGUGACAAAGAUUGGACGGCAGUUGAAGAAAGAUCUAAAAUUUAAAGACGGCCGAGUAGCACCAGCUAAUACCACGAUAAUAGUAUUCUACGAAGCUAUAUAUCAAGACCCUAAGACGUUCCAUGAACCGGAGAAAUACAACCCUGAGAGAUUCUUUUCUCCGAUGCACAAUCAUGCAUUUGUGCCGUUCAGUGCUGGACCCAGGAACUGUUUAGGUUUCCGGUUCGCGUGGGCAGCGAUGAAAGCGACCAUAUCAAAUAUUAUUCGGCGGUACGAGCUGACUCUUGGCGGUCCAGGAACGGAACCACAAUUUGCUUACAGAAUCGUCACGGAAUCUAAAAAUGGGUUACACUUGAAAUUAAGAAAACGCGUCUAUUGA